Messenger RNA from Drosophila eugracilis, 958 nucleotides. Its product is annotated as melanization protease 1. Bases 20 to 880 code for a protein of 286 amino acids. Gene Ontology annotation, biological process: proteolysis. The transcript is spliced from 3 exons. The record is from RefSeq and is a predicted model, not a curated record. NCBI's taxonomy places the organism in Eukaryota, Metazoa, Arthropoda, Insecta, Diptera, Drosophilidae. Gene Ontology annotation, molecular function: serine-type endopeptidase activity.
GCACUUGGAGCUUAUCGACAUGGAAGUGCUUGUUAGCGGAAAACUUUUUCAGCUUUCGAUUCUGGCUUGUCUCGGGGCCUGGGCCAUGGCUGAGUCCCAAUGCGGUCGUCUAGAAGAGAAACUAUUGUACACCACCCAGGAGAGCACAGAGCCUUCCGAGAAUCCCUGGAUUGGAAUUCUGUUGGAGGAGCAGGGUCCCCGUUAUCAGAAUUUGAGAUGCUCGGUUGUUAUUAUUAACGAGUUGCAUGUCCUCACCACCGCCACAUGUGUAAAACGCUUUAAAAAUCGAUCUGGUGACACUAAGGCUGUGGCUAUGUUGGGCGUUUGGAAUGAGGACGAUUCACCCGAUGAAGAGCUUGCCUGCAACGAAAAGGACUUCUGUGUUCCUGGCCCCAAACUGUACAAAGUUGUCGAAAUCAAGGUGCAUCCGCAAUCGGACAGGGAUACGGGAGAUAAUGACUUGGCCAUAUUGAGGCUGGAAAAGACUGUCGAGUGGAGCGCCUGGAUUCAACCGAUCUGCUUGCAGGGCAGUUCUGAGCCAGAGACGCUGACCAAUAGAAAUCUUCACUAUUCCGGCUUCAAUAAUGAUGGUACAAACAAGGGCAAGGGCCUCUCCAUGACGGUGUCCACGCGAAAGUGCAAACAACUGACCUCCUCCAGCGUAUUCUUCCCUGUAAACCAGUUAUGCGGUUAUCCCGUGAAGCGGACAAAGUUCUAUCCAGGAUCAGCACUGAUGGACAUCGAUGUACGUAGUGAUAAGCCGCACAACUUCUAUUUGGUGGCUAUUCUAGUUCGUAACGUGGAUGCCGGACAGGCCACAACCCAGGUGUACCAAAAUGUUCGACGUGCCCGCUCCUGGAUUAUGGAAAAUGUGAAAUAGGAAGAUUUCCAGCAGAUUGUACAACUUGAUUUGUAAAUUCUUAAAAGUUAUUAAUAAAACACAAUAGAGGAAGUAAAA